This is a messenger RNA of Lachancea nothofagi CBS 11611, 519 nucleotides long. NCBI's taxonomy places the organism in Eukaryota, Fungi, Ascomycota, Saccharomycetes, Saccharomycetales, Saccharomycetaceae. The record is from the annotation of a GenBank genome assembly.
AUGCUGAGUAGAUUAGGCUUUGGAAUGGUGAAACGCCAAACAGGAUCUGCAUCUGGCCUUUUCGUUGCCAAUUCCCGUGCCGUAAGACUCGUAAGCACGGAGACUCCUGUUGAAGCGGGAGAGUCGGUUCGUGAGAGCGAAGUGGGAGAAUUGACGACCCAGGAGAUUUCUGAUUUGUCGCAAGCUAUAAGUGAGCCCAAUUUUAGUAUAUUUCCCACAGUUCAUGAGGUCAGGCCAGAGGAAAUUGUUGGAUACACUCCUUUUGGUGUAAAGUCUUACUUCGUGGAAAGGUCUGCAACUGGAAAUCUACCAGUGUACACGGACUUCAAGAGUGGUGGUAAAGUGGUCACUGAAAUUCGCAAAAUUCAUGGCGAUCCUGUUCAACUGCGGAACGAUCUCCAGGCGAGACUCACCAACGUUCCCAAGAGCUCUUUUAAAGUGCUGAUGCAAGCCAAAAAAAUUGUCAUCGAGGGCGAUGUCGUAAGGAAGGUCAAAAAUGUGCUCUCUACCUCGUUUUGA